Phodopus roborovskii (desert hamster) is the source of this 2910-nucleotide messenger RNA. It is a transcript of the gene Ago3, whose product is annotated as argonaute RISC catalytic component 3. The transcript is spliced from 19 exons. NCBI's taxonomy places the organism in Eukaryota, Metazoa, Chordata, Mammalia, Rodentia, Cricetidae. Gene Ontology annotation, molecular function: protein binding; RNA binding. The record is from RefSeq and is a predicted model, not a curated record. Gene Ontology annotation, biological process: regulation of stem cell proliferation; regulatory ncRNA-mediated gene silencing. The coding region runs from base 253 to 2835 and encodes 860 amino acids.
GAGAGAGCGAGCGCCGGCGGCGGUGGCGGCGGUGGCCGGCGGUUCGGGCAGCCGUGCACGCGUCAGCAACUGUGUGCGACGCAAGUUCCGGACCGGGCUUGAGCGUCCUCGCCCCACGCCUCUCCGUGUUCUCGCCUAGCUGCGGGUUGUCUGCCGGCUGUGGCUCUUCUGCCCCGAGCUUGCGGAGGGCGUCCCUUCCUCGCCUCAGUGGCCGCACCGUUCUCUCGUGAAGCACUGCCCCCAGCUCCAUGAAUGGAAAUCGGCUCCGCAGGACCCAUUGGGGCCCAGCCCCUACUCAUAGUGCCCAGAAGACCUGGAUAUGGCACUAUGGGCAAACCCAUUAAACUGCUGGCUAACUGUUUUCAAGUUGAAAUCCCAAAGAUUGAUGUCUACCUCUAUGAGGUCGAUAUUAAACCAGACAAGUGUCCUAGGAGAGUGAACAGAGAAGUUGUUGACUCAAUGGUUCAGCAUUUUAAAGUGACUAUAUUUGGAGACCGUAGACCAGUUUAUGAUGGGAAAAGAAGCCUUUACACAGCCAAUCCACUUCCUGUGGCAACAACUGGGGUAGAUUUAGAUGUUACGUUACCUGGGGAAGGUGGAAAAGAUCGGCCUUUCAAGGUGUCAGUCAAAUUUGUGUCUCGGGUGAGUUGGCACCUACUACAUGAAGUACUGACGGGACGGACUUUGCCUGAGCCGCUGGAAUUAGACAAGCCCAUCAGCACUAACCCAGUCCAUGCCGUUGAUGUGGUGCUACGACAUCUGCCCUCCAUGAAAUAUACACCUGUGGGGCGUUCCUUUUUCUCAGCUCCAGAAGGAUAUGACCACCCUCUGGGAGGGGGCAGGGAAGUAUGGUUUGGAUUCCAUCAGUCUGUUCGGCCUGCCAUGUGGAAAAUGAUGCUAAAUAUUGAUGUUUCUGCCACUGCCUUCUACAAAGCACAACCUGUAAUUCAGUUCAUGUGUGAAGUUCUUGACAUUCAUAACAUUGAUGAGCAACCCAGACCUCUGACUGAUUCUCAUCGGGUAAAAUUCACUAAGGAGAUAAAAGGUCUGAAGGUUGAAGUGACUCAUUGUGGAGCAAUGAGACGGAAAUACCGUGUUUGUAAUGUUACAAGGAGGCCUGCCAGCCAUCAAACCUUUCCUUUACAGUUAGAAAAUGGCCAGACUGUGGAGAGAACUGUAGCUCAGUAUUUCAGAGAAAAGUAUGCUCUUCAGCUGAAGUACCCUCACCUUCCCUGUCUGCAAGUGGGGCAGGAGCAGAAGCAUACGUACCUGCCGUUGGAAGUCUGCAAUAUUGUGGCGGGACAACGGUGUAUCAAGAAACUAACUGACAAUCAGACUUCCACUAUGAUUAAGGCAACAGCAAGAUCUGCACCAGAUAGACAAGAGGAAAUUAGCAGAUUGGUAAGAAGUGCAAACUAUGAAACAGAUCCAUUCGUCCAGGAGUUUCAAUUUAAAGUGCGGGAUGAAAUGGCUCAUGUAACCGGACGUGUACUUCCAGCGCCUAUGCUCCAGUAUGGAGGACGGAACCGGACAGUGGCAACACCGAGCCAUGGUGUGUGGGACAUGCGAGGAAAACAAUUCCACACAGGAGUUGAAAUCAAAAUGUGGGCAAUAGCUUGCUUUGCCACACAGAGGCAGUGCAGAGAAGAAAUACUGAAAGGUUUCACGGACCAGCUUCGAAAGAUUUCCAAAGAUGCAGGGAUGCCUAUCCAAGGCCAGCCAUGCUUCUGCAAAUACGCACAGGGAGCAGACAGCGUGGAGCCCAUGUUCCGGCAUCUAAAGAACACCUACUCAGGACUGCAGCUCAUUAUCGUCAUCCUGCCAGGGAAGACGCCUGUGUAUGCGGAAGUGAAGCGUGUAGGAGAUACACUUUUGGGUAUGGCCACACAGUGUGUGCAAGUCAAGAAUGUCAUAAAAACAUCUCCUCAAACUCUAUCAAAUUUGUGCCUAAAGAUCAAUGUGAAACUUGGAGGAAUCAAUAAUAUUCUUGUACCUCAUCAAAGACCUUCUGUGUUCCAGCAACCAGUGAUCUUCCUGGGCGCAGAUGUCACUCACCCGCCCGCUGGGGAUGGGAAGAAGCCCUCCAUUGCUGCUGUUGUAGGUAGUAUGGAUGCCCAUCCAAGCAGAUACUGUGCCACGGUAAGAGUUCAGAGACCCCGGCAGGAAAUCAUCCAGGACUUGGCCUCCAUGGUCCGGGAACUGCUCAUCCAAUUUUAUAAGUCAACCCGAUUCAAACCUACUCGAAUUAUCUUUUAUCGGGAUGGUGUUUCAGAAGGACAAUUUAGACAGGUAUUAUACUAUGAGCUACUGGCAAUUCGAGAAGCCUGUAUCAGUUUGGAGAAAGACUAUCAACCUGGAAUAACCUACAUUGUAGUUCAGAAGAGACAUCAUACACGAUUGUUUUGUGCUGACAGGACAGAGAGGGUUGGGAGAAGUGGCAACAUUCCAGCUGGAACCACAGUUGACACCGACAUUACUCACCCGUAUGAGUUUGACUUCUAUCUCUGUAGCCAUGCUGGGAUACAGGGAACCAGCCGUCCUUCACACUAUCACGUCUUGUGGGAUGACAACUGCUUCACAGCAGAUGAACUUCAGCUGCUGACUUACCAGCUCUGUCACACCUAUGUGAGGUGCACACGCUCCGUCUCCAUUCCUGCCCCUGCAUACUAUGCCCACCUGGUGGCAUUCAGAGCCAGAUAUCACCUUGUGGACAAGGAACAUGAUAGUGCUGAAGGAAGCCACGUUUCAGGACAGAGCAAUGGGCGAGAUCCACAGGCUCUUGCCAAGGCUGUACAAAUUCACCAAGAUACCUUACGUACAAUGUACUUCGCUUAACAAGUCCAAGUGCAUUCUCUGAGAGGAUGAGCUGAAAGAGGGGUCAGCAUACAGUGUAUGUUUCCAGUGGAGUCA